Messenger RNA from Punica granatum (pomegranate), 579 nucleotides. The record is from RefSeq and is a predicted model, not a curated record. NCBI's taxonomy places the organism in Eukaryota, Viridiplantae, Streptophyta, Magnoliopsida, Myrtales, Lythraceae.
AUGGCCGAUCAAAUUCGUGCUCUCGAAGACAACGGGACUUGGGUUGUUCAGUCACUACCAACUGGGAAGAAACCCAUUGGAUGCAAAUGGGUUUUCAAGAUUAAAAGACAAGCAGAUGGCACUCUGGAUGUCAACAAUGCUUUUCUCCAUGGGAUCUUGGACGAAGAAGUUUACAUAUAUCUCUUCCGCCUAGUUUUCGUUCGGGCACUACUGGCCAAGUUUGUCGGUUGCAGAAGUCUUUAUAUGGCCUUCGUCAAGGCCUCCCGCAAUUGGAUUAUCUUCAUCAGUGCUUCCGAUCCUUGCCAAGACCACUGGGAUGCUGCCAUGCGAGUGCUCCGCUAUCUCAAGCAAUCUCUGGGACAAGGAAUAUUUCUCCAACCGACCUCUCUGUCUUUAACAGCUUAUUGUGAUGCAGAUUGGACCAAUUGUCCUAUGACUAAGCGGUCUCUAACAAGCUAUUUCAUUACCUUAGGCGGCAGUCCCAUCUCUUGGAAGACCAAGAAGCAAACGACAGUCUCCAAAUCCUCAGCUGAAGCGAAAUAUCAGUCCAUGGCGGUGAUUGUUAGUGAGCUCUUAUGA